Messenger RNA from Paraglomus brasilianum, 3672 nucleotides. The record is from the annotation of a GenBank genome assembly. NCBI's taxonomy places the organism in Eukaryota, Fungi, Glomeromycota, Glomeromycetes, Paraglomerales, Paraglomeraceae.
AUGACUUCAAUUGCGGAGGAUAUGGAAAUAGAUAACAACACAAAAAACCAGGGAAACCAGGGAAGUCUAAUAUCGGAUUUGGAGGCUUUACGGCUUGCAGCAUUAUCAACACGCAAGCCACGGAAGGAAAAGGAAAAGUCAGAAGAAGAGCCUCAAAUUGCACAAAUGGACGACGAGAGAGAGGAGGGAGAGUUAAGUGAAACAGAAUCAGUGGAAGCUUGUCCACCGACUAAAAUCACUCAGCUCAAACAUGAGACUAAUGAUAAAAUCUCUUAUGAUCAGAUCACUCGAACUUUGAUGUCAGAGAUAUAUGCAUAUGGUGCCCAGCCUGCCGAUUUCGUCGACUUCGGCAUUCCAUUAGAAAUUGUUGCUCAGUUUUCUAAAGAAUUACACAUAUAUCUUCCGCCAAACAUUGACGGCAAUGGAAUACCAGCCUCUCAACAACUGCGUCUCCAGUCGCUUCCUCCUCAACCCCCCCCCUCUUCAACCAGCAACACCAUCUAUUCCACUUCAAUCAACGGCUCUAUCUCGGUCACUAUCUGCUACACAGACGCAACCGCCAUCAACUACACGUCCGACAAUGCUACCAUCUACUGUAUUCCAGGCGCAACUACCAAUUAUUACACCUCAGACGCGGCUAUCUUCUGCUACUUUUCGACCUCAACCAGCAUUUACUGCGCAGAUGACAUUACCACCUGCUACUCUUCAGCUACCGUCUACUGCACUUCGGACAAAAGCACAGUUCAAUCAUCAUCUCCUAAGUCUCAGACUCAGAUGCAACCACCAUCUAUUACGCUUCAGUCAAAACCAUCAUCGGCCCAGACUCAGAUACAACCACUAUCUACUACGCUUCAGUCAAAACCAUCAUCGGCUCCGACUCAGAUACAACCACCAUCUAUCACGCUUCGGUCAAAACAAUCAACUGCUCCCUCUCAGAUACAACCAUCAUCUACUACGAUUCAAAUACAACCAUCAUCUACGUUUCAGUUAAAACCAUCAUUUACUCCGCCUCAAAUAAAGCCACCAUCCUCCAUGCUUCAACCAAAACCGAUAUCUGCUCAGCCUCAGAUACAAGCGCCAUCUGCUAUGCUUCAGUCAAAACCAUUAUCUGCUCCGCCGCAGGUACAAUUAUCACCCACUACGCUUCAAUCAAACCCAGUAUCUGUCUCGCCUCAGAUGCAAGUAACUGCAGACAAGCGACAGACGGCUGAACUGCCUCAGGCAGAGAUCAAAUCAGUGUCUGUUUCUCGCUCAGCUAUCAAGAUCGAGCUUCCCGCACAAACCAAACCGUUUCUACCAGUACAGCACAAUCAGAAAGUAGUUAUACAAUUGAGUGACGAGUCGGAUGAGGAACAUAGACUUUAUUAUUUGGCUAACAAGAGCAAUAAAAGAGAAGAGAAUAAUAAUACCAACUCGUUAAUAGCAUCCAAAGUGGACAAUGUAGAUGACAAGAAGAUGCUUGACACGAAGAAAGAGCUGGAAGCCAAAGAGAAGGAAAUUAAAAUGAUGAGAGAAUUGAUCGCUUCUAAGACCCAGUCGUUGAAGAAAAAGUCAACUCAAAAUACUAUAGAUGCCUUACCGCUCCAACCUCAAGAAACAGAAACACAACCAAUGGAGACUUCUCCACCAGCGGCUCCCCAAUCAAAUGAAACAAAACCAUCCAUACCACAGGUCCAAGGAAAAGAACCCGAUUCCGUUUCGACUCAUACUUCCUCAAUCAGCACAUCGCCAAAAUCUGCUCCUAUUCUUCCAUCAUCAAAUGCCGAGACAACGGCCGAGCUGCUUCAAACAUUCACGAGUUUCAUUGAAGUUCACAUGGAAGAAUUCCGUCGGCUGAUGAAUGAUCACCGUCAACAAAUGCAGGAAACACUCCAGGCUCAAGAAGAAGCUACGUUAAGAGCCAAAGUCCUAGCCUCACAACGACCAAGACGAUCAAACAGUAUAUCGACUGAUGGACGGUCGAGUGAUAGACGAUCGUCUGUAGGAAUGGAACUCGAUGGAAAGUCAGAUCUUUAUCCAUCUGAAGAGACUAAUAACAAUGGAAAACGAAGUCCUCCUUCGUCAUCUGACGAGUCACAUGAAGGCUAUUCUUCGAGUAAAAAGCAGAAAACAUCCGAAAAGACAUUGGAGAUUCUCGAAUUGCGAAAGCGUCUCGAGAACGUAACGCGAGAACAUUCCGAAAUUUCUGCUAAAUUUGAAGAAAUGAGGUACACUAAGACUCUUGGAAAAGCCAAACCUACGCGUCGAACCGAUAAAUUGUCUUCGAAGAAUCAGCGUAAUAAUAACUUUUCUCCGCGUGGCGCGCUAGCUCACAAACCCAGUCGACAUUCUUCUGCAGCUAAGCGCAAUGAGAUGAAGGACGAAGAUGAUGAAGGCAGUCAUGCAGACGUGGAAAGCGGAUCGAGUGGCAGAUCAAGCGUAGAUAGUAUAAUGGAGAUUGAUAAUGAAGUUGGCGAUGAAAUUGGCAAUGAAGUUGGCACCGCGAUGUCUGAUAAGGCAAUAAGUGAGAGGCCACGGUUGGAGGAAAAUGACUACCCACGUUGGACACCUUAUGUGUCCCCUCUACGUAACUUCAAGUCUUACCGUUUAUCGGCUAAUUUCAAAGAAACUGUAGGGCUUCUCGGAUACAAACACCUUGCAUGGAACAAUAAGAUAAACGUUCAGCUGUGCAUGUGUAAAUAUGAAUUAUUCCCACGCGGACGCGGGAGAUGUAAUGAUCGUUGCUGUAAGGCGAAUCAUUUUAGGCAUAUCAUGAUGACUGAGGAUGAAAUCAUCCAAGACUUGAUCAGCAUCCCGUAUGGCGAUGAUGAAGUAACAAAGGCGGAAUACUUGAAAGGUGUUGAUGCUCUUGUCUUCAAUUUGAGACGUUCACACACAAAUACUUUCGAAGAUAUGAUAACCCAGAUUGUCACGUAUCGUCAAAAAUUCGCAGAAAAAUUCCGAACACGUAAUAAUCAAGUUUCAAAAGGAACUAAUGGUAAAAGGACCGGUAAAGACGAUACGCGCGGACAUGACGCUGUCCUGUAUGAAAUAUUAGAGAGAUUGGAAAAACAGGCUGAGAGGGAGGAUGGUGUAGAAUUCGAAGGGGUAAACAAAGUAUCUCAUCAACGCCAAACGGAUAGAGGGAGGAGAUAUUUCGAUGCAGGGAAAGACUUGGACGAUACUCAAGUGUUAGAUAAUUUUUCGACGCUUAGUACUCCGGAUGUGUAUCCGGCUAUAGUUACGACGGAUGACGUUGAUAUUGAAAAUUUGAAUCUGGACGACAGUAUUUCUCGAGCCGUGACAUCGUCUCUUCCAAUGGAUCGUACCCGAACUCAAGAUGAAUUGUCGUCAACAAGCUCUUCUCCUGCAAACUCUUCAUCUGCUUCGUCGCCUCGUAUGUUUGUAACAUAUGAAUCCAGUGAAUCGAGCGAUGAAGAAUAUGGUGAAAUAACGUAUUAUCGACCAGAUCAUCCCGUCCUCGGAAAUAACGGUUACGAACAAGUAGGCUAUCAUCCCAAUAAUACGAAUGGAUAUAAUAAUGAAGAUCGACAGCAUCUGAAUACAGAAACGGGAAGAGCUGCUAGUACCACUAGCAAUGUUGCGGAGAAUGAUGAUUUAGGUCAUGAAGUGAGAGACGGAGAUGCGCCAUUGAACCUUGUUGGCAAAUUUUUGAAAUGGUGGUGGAAGUAA